AUGGAGAAAUAUUUCAAAAAAGUACCUCCUCCGGAAUCUGAUGCCAAAGCUGAUGAUUUGCCAUCUAACCUUGGUGAAAGGAAAGACAAAAGAAAAUCUCCUCCAAUAGAUAAUACCGAUAUUGAAGAUUUGCCAUCUGACCCUGGUGAAAGAAAAGAUAUAAUGGAGUAUCUUUCGCAUCAAAGAGACGAGGUUAGACGCAAAUAUCUAACUAAAGAUGAGAUACGGAUGCAAGGUGGAAGUGAUGCAUUUGUGAAAGAAGGGUUUAAUAGUUGGAAUAAGCCAGAUAGAUUGCGUACUCAUAUGGGUAAACCGCCCAACAGUUUUCAUAUUAUUGCUGCUCAGAAAUGUGAGGAUUUGAUGAAUCAAAAUCAGUCUAUAGUACAUGCUUUGUUUAGGCAAGAUGAUAAGAUGAAAAAUGAGUAUCGCAUUCGCUUAACUGCUUCGAUUGAUGCUUCCAGAUUCUUGUUACGACAAGGAUUAUCUUUCCGUGGCCAUUUCGAAAAAGAAGAAGCUGUGAAUAAAGGAAACUUCUUGCAGCUUCUGAAAUACACAGGAGAACAAAAUGAAACCAUAAGUAAGGUCAUUCUGAGUAAUGCUCCAGGAAAUAAUCAGAUGGUUUCUCCAUUAAUUCAAAAGGAUAUUGUCCAUUCAUUUGCAGAAGAAGUACGACAAGCUAUUUUAGAAGAAAUUGGUCAUGAUGUGUUUGGCUUGUUGGUUGAUGAGUCUGCAGAUGUUUCUCAUAAGGAGCAGAUGGGCGUUGUUUUUCGAUUUGUUGAUAAAAGAGGAGCAAUCAAAGAAAGAUUUAUUGGAGUUGUUCAUGUAAAAGAAACGUUUUCUCUAGCUUUAAAAUCUGCUAUAGAUGAUUUGUUUGCUAAAUAUGGGAUGAGCAUCAAAAAGGUGAGAGGGCAAGGUUAUGAUGGAGCUAGUAAUAUGAGAGGUGAGUUUAAUGGUUUGAGAUCAUUGGCUGCUAGAGAAAACAGCUCAGCAUAUUAUGUUCAUUGUUUCGCUCAUCAACUUCAGCUAGUUGUGGUGGCAGUUGCAAAAAAGCACUUUGACAUUGCUGACUUUUUUGAUAUGAUUUCUACAUUGUUGAAUGUUGUUGGGGACAAGAUAAAUUUCGAGAAAUUCAGCGUGAAGAAUUAG
Brassica napus (rape) is the source of this 1146-nucleotide messenger RNA. Its product is annotated as zinc finger MYM-type protein 1-like. The transcript has 2 exons. The coding region runs from base 1 to 1146 and encodes 381 amino acids. The record is from RefSeq and is a predicted model, not a curated record. Lineage: Eukaryota; Viridiplantae; Streptophyta; Magnoliopsida; Brassicales; Brassicaceae.